AUGGAGGCUGUAUUGGAAUUCCUCCUGCACAGAAGAGGAAGCGGCCGCGGAGGAGGAGCCAGGAGGCGCCCCCCCCAGGACCCCUCCUCCGCCUCCCCCCUCAGCCUCCUCUCCCCUCGGCCCUUCCCGGGAAGCGGCAGGAGGAGGGCGAGGAACCCGUUCAAGGCGGAGGGGGCAGGCAAGGAGGCCCCGGGAAGGUUUUUAAAUGUUAUCCAAGAGGACAGGUCCACCCAGAAGGAAGACUAUUCUGAAAUACCUGCUGUUGAAUCAUUAGACCCCCCUUCUCUGGCCAUUUCCAACACUGACGUUCCCUCCUUUCCAAGUUAUGAAUUUCCUGCAGACUGGAGUAUUAAAACCCGUCUUUUGUUCACAUCGUCUCAAUCGUUUGCAUGGGCAGAUCAUAUAAAAGCACAAGAAGAAUCCCAAGGAUAUGUCCAACACUGUAGAGCAACAUUUAUAAACCUGCCUCAAAGUAUUCAGGAACCAAAACUCUCUACAGAACUCCGAUGUGCUUUCCAGCAAAGUCUUGUGUAUUGGCUUCAUCCUUUCCUCCCAUGGCUGCACCUGUUUCCUCGUAUUGGAGCAGAUAGGAAAAUGGCUGGAAAAAAUAAUCCUUUGUCCUGUGAUGAAGCUUUCCAACAAAUUCUCAUGAGUGAAUGGUCUCUCAGUUUUACCUCUCUGUAUAAUUUGUUGAGAGCCAAGCUAUGUCCCUAUUUCUAUGUUUGCACUUACCAGUUUACUGUGCUGUUCCGUGCAGCAGGACUUGCUGGAAGUGAUGUGAUCACUGCGCUGAUUUCUCCUACAACCAGAGGCUUAAGGGAAGCCAUGAAAAAUGAAGGAAUUGAAUUUUAUAUGCCAUUUCAAGAAAUUAGAAAAAGAAAAUCAAACACUUCUACAUCCCAUGUAGAAUUAGGACUUGCUAAUGAUUCUGAAAGAACAGGCAAGGAUGCUGAGAAUGAAGAGGAACAACAGAUUGGUGAUGGUAAUGAUGAAGAUGAUGAUGAUGAAGGACUUUUGUGGUUGGAAGAGAUGGGAGUUCAAGACAAAAUUAAAAAACCUGAUACAAUUUAUAUCCAACUCCAUAAAGAGAGAAAUGAGGUACAGAUGGAUCACAAGCCUGAAUCUGUGGUGUUAGUGAAAGGAACAAAUACAUUCACCUUGCUAAACUUUUUGAUGAACUGUAAGAGUUUGGUGGCUUCUGCAGGUCCUCAAGUCGGUCUCCCUCCAACACUGCUGUCCCCAGUUGCUUUUAGAGGUGCGACGAUGCAGAUGCUUAAGGCACGAAGCAUAAAUAUAAAAGCACAAGUCCGUUCCCAUUACAAAGAUGCAUUUAGCUUGGAGAUUGUGGGUCCUAUCAUGCCUCACUCUCUACAUUCUUUGUCCAUGCUGCUGCAGUCUGCUCAGAAUGGAUCUUUCUCAGCUGUGUGUUAUACACAUGAACCGACAGCAGUCUUCAAUGUGGACAUCAGCAAUGAACAGAACAUUAAAAAGGAAUCCCUUGGCAAAGACCUUUGCAAUUGUGGAUUACACCCUAACACCUUGAAUCAACUUGCCCUUUGUCCAACACUAGGAAAGUCUUCUAUAAGGAUCCUUGAAGUCAGAGAUUAUAGCUACACAUGGAAAGUCUGAGCAAUUUCAGUCAAUGAAGAAUUGCCAUUUAAUAUUUCUUGAAAUACUCUCUGCUGCUAUUCCUGUAACAUUUAGUAAUGUUGAAGACUAUAAUCCCAAUGGGUGGGUGAGCUUUUUGUAAAUUGAACUGAUAAAGCUGUUGUGCAUAGUUCAAUCCAAUACAGCUCUUUUUUUAAAAAAGUUGUAACAUUUUAAAGAUUUUAAAUUAAACUUUGUACUUAAAAAAUCUUGUGUAUUUUUAUGAUGGAAACUGUAAAAUUAGUAACUCACUUUAUAGAAGAAAUGGCCAAAUACAAGGCAAGGACAAAAAUUUCUGAUACUGUUUGUGGGCCAGGGAAGUUAAAGCAGUGUCAAACUGGAUUAUUUCUGCAGUGUGUUUUGGCCCAAAGUCAUUUAUGCACAUUAAUGUUUUAAAGUAGAGGGCAACAUAUCACAUUGUGAAAAACAGCACUGAAGCAAUGGCUGAAUAGUGGAGUAUGGCUUUUGCAUGAAUUUAUUAGUGCUUGUCCAAGUGGUAAUCUUCACAGCAAACUCCAGUAAAAUUCAAGAGCAUACAUUUAAAAAUCCAGCUCAAAUAUUUUAAAGAUAAUUGAUUUUUAUAUCUUGCAAGGCUAUUAUCUGAAGCUUCAUCUGGUAUGACUUCAUUAUGUUCACAGUUCUGUAUCCUACACUUAAAAUUGUGUUGACUGUUUUGUAGUGCACAUCAUUAACAUUCAUGCUAUGCAACUUUUAUUAAAAUCACCAUAUGAGCAGUACUCCUUCAGGUUGUUGAGGUCACAGUACCAAAAUUAUUCAUGAAAACUACCUGUUUUACAUUUUUAUAAACACAUCCUUGGGUCUACUAAAUUGGCCUGUCAGAAUUUUAUGUAGUCCCAUAUUUAUGUGAGCUAAAUAAAUGUUGACUUUUCUUUCUACCAUAACUAUUAAUUGUUGCAAUAAGGGCAUAAUUGUAA
This is a messenger RNA of Sceloporus undulatus (fence lizard), 2582 nucleotides long. It is a transcript of the gene DONSON, whose product is annotated as DNA replication fork stabilization factor DONSON. The record is from RefSeq and is a predicted model, not a curated record. NCBI's taxonomy places the organism in Eukaryota, Metazoa, Chordata, Lepidosauria, Squamata, Phrynosomatidae. Bases 1 to 1629 code for a protein of 542 amino acids. Gene Ontology annotation, cellular component: nucleus. Gene Ontology annotation, biological process: nuclear DNA replication. The transcript is spliced from 11 exons.